Messenger RNA from Esox lucius (northern pike), 869 nucleotides. RefSeq names its product mitochondrial ribosomal protein L18 (gene mrpl18). NCBI's taxonomy places the organism in Eukaryota, Metazoa, Chordata, Actinopteri, Esociformes, Esocidae. The record is from RefSeq and is marked provisional. Gene Ontology annotation, molecular function: 5S rRNA binding; structural constituent of ribosome. Gene Ontology annotation, cellular component: ribosome; mitochondrion. Gene Ontology annotation, biological process: translation.
GUUGCUCACAAGACGCUGAUGUCAAAGAUGGCGGCACAAAUGUCAAUGUGAAUAUUCAUUAAAUAAUAUCGGCAAUUAUACAGCUGUAGCUUUAAUAGAAGUCGCUACAGUGGAUAGUGUAGUCUAGACCUUUUUUUCCUUCCAUAUAUGACAACAGAACGAUCGAGGAAAUGGCCAUUCUGGGUGAACUGAGUCGAAAUGUACGACUAUUACUAGGUCAAAUUCAAAGAUGCGGGCAGAGUGGGUUUACAAUCAACCAAUAUCUCAAGUCAGUCCGGCGUAUGAGCCAGGCGGCACUCCAGCUCCAGCCCAUUGUGGAUGAAUAUGACUCCGUGAACCCGACGUUUGUUAACAGAAAUCCACGAAACCUGGAGCAAAUGGCUCUGGCGGUGAAGGACAGGGGCUGGAAAACCACCUGGCCCUCCCAGAAGUUCUACCACAGGUUGGUGUUUUCUCGCUCACAGCAUCAUGUGACAGCAGAGGUGUUUGCCUACGGCGACCCGGUACCAGUGCUGUCGUGUUCCACCAGAGAGUGGGCCUUGAAGCGGGAGUUGGCGUCUACCUGCUGUGUGGCGGCCAGCCAAGCUGUGGGUGAGGUGCUGGCACAGCGGUGUCGACAGGCUGGCAUCACCAGGAUGGUGUACAAACACAUCCCCUGGCAGUACCGCUCUGACUCCGUACAGUUGUUUCGGACGGCGAUGAAAGAGGGAGGAGUCAUCCUCAGUGAACCGCGACAGAAAUUCAUCGGCACCUGACAAAACUGAAUGUAAAGGCUCCUACAGCCAAUCAACAUGGUUUUCCCUUCCUGUUUAGGUGCCGUCCCAUUUUAUUUGUACAUUAGUGUGUGAUUAAAUAAAAGGCAGAUCAGU